CAAUUCAGAAACUAUCAUCUUGGAUCGGUAUUUACCGGUCUAGCAUAUUCUGGUUUAGAACCGGACAUGGUCACCCCAUUAGGCCUUAACUAAUAACGAAGGAUAUUUUGGCUUAGGCGGGAGAAGUAAAAUUGUUUAAAAUAGGCGGCAGCUAAUUCCCAAACAGCACUGUACCAAUUAAGGGAAGAAUACGGUAGCCGUAUAGCAAAGAAGAUAGCAACCUCCAAAACGAUGCCGUGAAAUUGCAAUUUCAUCUUCUCGAUAAAUAUCAUGGUAUUCCUACACCAUCAAGCCCCUUCCCGUAAAAGACCUUCCUCUUCCUCUUCUUCGUCGUCGUUUUUGUCCCCUCUCCGCCCGCCCAAAAUCCCCAACUCCACUGCCGCCGAACCACCCCCGUCAUCAUCAUGUUCAGAGAACGACGGUGUUCAAGCAAUUGAUAAAAUGGUCUCUAUUCUAGCAGAUGCAGGCUGUACGCUAGUAAAUCCCUCGGGUCCACCUUGCCUUCCUUCUGAUCCUCUCAAACUCCGCUCCCAUCUCCACCGUCUAUUUUCCUCUUCCGAUAAUGUCUCUGCUUUGCGCUCCAUCUUCCUAACUGGUUUCUCUGCUUACAUCAACUCUCCCAAAAAUCUUCAAAGGGUUUUGGUUUCUUCAAAUCAAUACGGCAGCAAUGAAAGCUUACUACGACAGCUAUUACUGGUUCCACCAAUCCAAUUAGACCUUCAAAUGUUACUUCUGGAAAAGCUUCCAGAAUUUUUUAGUCUAGGUCCAGAAUGUUCACUCGAGGAUGACGUGGCGCGUCUUAUCAUUAAUCAAUUUCGUUGGCUUGAUUUCAUAGUCGAUUCUAAUGCCUUUUGUGAUAAAUUGAUGCAAGUUCUCUCUAUUUGUCCUUUACACUUAAAAAAAGAGAUAAUUGGCUCAUUACCGGAGAUUAUGAAAGAUCAUAACUCUAAAGCUGUGGUUGAUUCCCUUGGACAAAUGCUCCGCGAAGAUUCUUCUAUUGUAAUCUCCGCUCUAGACUGCUUUUCGAAUCUUUAUCUGGAUGACGAGUUACAAGAACAGGUUGUUACCAUAGCAAUCUCCUACAUUAGGACAAUUGACGGGGAACACAUGCCUCAUUUGCUUAGGUUUUUACUGCUUUCAGCAACACCUCAAAAUGUUCAAAGAAUAAUAUCACAGAUUCGUCAACAGUUAAAAUUUAUAGGAUUGUCAUCGAAUUCUCAUGCAACGCAGAGUAGAAAACUUCAAGGAAAAUCACUCAUGGACAAUACGGAGGCGUCUAUUCUUGAUGCCUUGAGAACUAGUCUCUUAUUUAAGAAUAUGCUACGUCAAGAGAUUAUGAGAGAACUGAUUAGCCUUGAGAAACCUCAAGAUCACAAGGUAAUAGACUUGUGGCUUCUUGUGUUAAUACACAUGAAUGGCGAUUCCACUCAAAAGAGCAUUGAGAAGAUUUUUAGGAAGAAGGUAGUUGAUGAUUGUAUUCAGAAGGUUAUGAUUGACCAGUGUAUUUGUGGGAACAAGGAAUUGGUACAGGAUUAUUUUCCAUCAUUUCUUUCUUUGUCCACAUACUUGUUGGCAUGCAGAGAACAAAAGGCUAGGGAGUUCGGGAUUCACAUUGAUAUUUGUUUGUUUGAAGAGUUCGACAAUACUUACUACAGACAGGAGGUUCUUGGUGCACUCGUAACUCAUGUGGGAUCUGGUGUUAGCUUUGAAGUGAAUUCUGCUUUGGAGGCCAUGGCUUUACUGGCUUCCAAAUAUCCUCAAGAAUUAAUUCCUUUUUCUACUCAUAUAAAUGGUAUAUUGGAUUACUUGGAGGCAUUUAGCAUUGAAAAUCUACAUAAGGUUUAUGAAGUCUUCAGCCACCUUGCACUGAUGGCUCGGUCUAGAGAAGAAUGUUUUGGAUCUUCCUUUGCCAAUGAACUUUUAAUUAUAUUAAAGAAACAGGUCAGCCAUCCAGAUGUGAAGUACAAAAGAAUGGGUCUAAUUGGAACUCUAAAAAUAGUCUCUCGUCUUACAGAUGCAAAUGAAGUUGGCAGUACAUUUCAGAAAAACAACUGUGAGGAGGCUUUGGAACUUUUAAGGACAUCUUUGGAUUCUUGCAAACAUUUGCACUUACCAUUGGUACUCUUUUAUGAUGAACUGACUGAAAUGCUGCAACAUAAAAAGCUUCAGCCAGCAAUUAUGGAAUGGAUUGCCAAACAUGCUGGAGAAUUUGAAUCUAUGUAUUUAUCUGAUCUUGAUCAUGGGCAAUUACAUGGUGCAGAUUCAUAUGGAGGAUUAGAAGGGGAGCUAUGGAUGAAUCUGGAUGGAGACAUAACUCCCAUAUGUUUGAGUAUCCUUCCAAUGGCGUCAUCUUCUUUGCAGUCUACAUCUAGUUUACAGAUUCUCCCUGCUCACUUUCUUUUACUGUCAUCUGUGGAGAGGUUGACAAAUGGGGGAUCUCUUGGUGGAAUUGAUGCAUUACUAGGCUGCCCUUUACACCUUCCCUCUUCUAAGUAUCUCUCUGAAGCUGGACGACAGUCAUUGACAACAAAGCAGAAAGAGAUUGUGGGCAUUUCUCUUUAUUAUGCAAUUAAUUGGAUAAGAGAAUUGCUUAAUGCUUUUUGCACGCAAGUUGCUCAAGGAUUUGAAUGCAUAAGCCAAGCCAUGAAGGAGGAUAUAGUAGCCAAACUAUUGAAGCGUUUGAGGAACCUAGUAUUUCUGGAGAGCUUGUUAAAUAAUUUCAUCCAAGGUUAUCCUAUGUGUCUACCAGAGUUGUUCCUUCAUGUGCAGCAUUCUGGAACUUUAUCCCUAGAUCAUGCCAACAGUAUGCUACAUGUUGAAAAUAAGAAUGAGCACAAGAAAACACAUGAUACUGCAUCUCCAGACAAGAGAAAACAUAGAAAGAUCUUGAAGUCAUCAAGUUCAGGUAUAAAUGGAAAGCUCCGGCAAACAACAGUAUUUGAUGUGUUGAAGAAAGGGGGAGCCAUAACCAGCCAACAGUCCUUACAUGAGGAUUCUUCUCACCAGUCUUUGAAGACUCCGGUUUCAGCAAAUCAAGGUUCCUGUACUGAACCAUUAAUUCUAGAAGUCCCUGCAGAUACCAAGACUCUUGAUGGACACAGAUCUAAAUUCCGGCCUCUUCUGAUCCAAUGCUUCUCCCUUUUGGAAUUUUCUAAGUUGCAGAAGAAAGACUCCUGUUGUUCAGAUCCUGCAGCUGAGUUACCCCUUUACUUGUACCUUUUGGGCGACCUACACAACAAGCUGGAUUACUUUACUCCUGGAAAGGAAAUGCCAUCUAGAUGCAUGGGCCCUGCUCCUGGUUUCAGCAGAUUGAUAUCAGAAGAAUUCUUGAGCAAAGUCGGGCCACUUUUCCCAAAUCUCAGAAGGCACUUUGAAUGUGCACUUUCUGUUCUUAAAGAAGUGGUUAAAGAUACUUGUGAAGAACAUUGGAAAGUGCAUUCUGCAUCUGCUGGCAAUCCAGAUAUAGGCAACCUUGUCUUUUCAAAAUCUUCGGUUUCCAUCUCGGUAUCUAAAGAAAUACUUUGUUGUUUUCGUAAGUUCCUAAACCUUCCUGAUGUUCAAAUGGAAAAAGCAGUUCUCUCGGAUCUGCUUGAAGCCUUCCAGUCCAGCAAAAUAUCUGAGGUUGUUCUAUCUUCUAUUCAACCUAGUCCUUUACCUGGGACAAUUGAAUUUUUAUAUCUAGGUGCUUCAUCAUUUUUAGAAGAUGUGUUGAACACGGCAUCUUCAGUCUCGUUUACAUUAGCUUCAGAAUCUCUUCUCACCCUAGAAUCACUUGUUGCCUCACUCCAUAUAUUCUUUGAUAAGUCGGAAAAGACUGGUAAAAGCACAGGCUCAAUAUCCAUUCACAGGAUUCUUCCAACUUUGCGCAGAAGUCUUGGUACUUCUGCCCAGAAGCUCUUAAGGCAUAACUGGGGUAACGGAAAUCUUGAGAAUGGUUGGAAAAACAAAGGAGAAAUUGUGCAAAAAAUGUUGCAUAUUUACUUGGAGAAUAAUGAGUCUCAAUCUGAUUUGCUUGAUGAGCUGGCUGCCUCUAUUUUUCCUCAGGUCGAUUCAUCUGGAACAAUAACAGAGGACAAUAAUCUUGGUUUUGGGAUGCUGUGUAAUGAGACAUUUGUUGUGUGGUAUCGUGUACUGCAUGAAGUGAACCUUGCUAUUCUUAACAGUAAGGUUAAAGAUACCAUUAUCAAGAAACCCAGAGCUGGUGUUGAGUUUGAAACUGUUGAAAAAUAUUUAGUCGAAAUUCGAAGGAUUGUCAAUGUUGUAGUAUCAUUAGUUAACAUGUGCAGGACUUAUGAUAAGGUAACUGUGCAUGCCAUGGCUGUCAAAUAUGGUGGGAAAUUUGUCAAUUCGUUCCUCAAUGUGUUCGACUUCUUACGGGCCCACUUUCAAACACACAAUGAACUUGUAAUCGAAUUGGUGAAGGAGCUUCAGAAGGCCACAAGAACCAUACAGACCUUAUGCUCUGAAGCAAAGGUACUGAAAAAAAUUGCGGUCACUAGCAAAAUUCCUUCUACGAAGCGAGCUAUAGAACGCUUUCUAUUUCAUGUCAAGGCUCUUCUUCAUGCGACGUCUAAUGCGCGUACUUUUUGGAUGGGAAACUUGAAACACAAAGAUUUAAUGGGUCAGGUGGUAGGGUCCCAAGUGUAUGGGGAUGAUCAAGAUGCUGACGUUGAUGGAGAUCUGGCAGAGGCUGAGGAUAAUAAUCAACCUAUUAGUGUUGCUAGUGAGGACAAAGACCAUCACCUUCUGAAUAAAUUAAAUGCUUCCUUGCAUUAUGCUGAAUUAUGAAAAAGCUUCACUAGCCCAUCAUGGCGAUGUUUGGGACACUUUGUAAUUAUUCCAAAAUUAAUUUGGAUACAAUGAAAUAAAAUUUAAUGACAUUCUUGAA
This is a messenger RNA of Ricinus communis (castor bean), 4888 nucleotides long. Its product is annotated as Fanconi anemia group D2 protein homolog. The record is from RefSeq and is a predicted model, not a curated record. Gene Ontology annotation, molecular function: DNA polymerase binding. Gene Ontology annotation, biological process: homologous chromosome pairing at meiosis; interstrand cross-link repair; mitotic intra-S DNA damage checkpoint signaling. Bases 271 to 4788 code for a protein of 1505 amino acids. The transcript has 31 exons. Lineage: Eukaryota; Viridiplantae; Streptophyta; Magnoliopsida; Malpighiales; Euphorbiaceae. Gene Ontology annotation, cellular component: nucleus; condensed chromosome.